Fonsecaea multimorphosa CBS 102226 is the source of this 237-nucleotide messenger RNA. RefSeq lists its product as uncharacterized. Gene Ontology annotation, cellular component: transcription factor TFIIH core complex; transcription factor TFIIH holo complex. Bases 1 to 237 code for a protein of 78 amino acids. Gene Ontology annotation, biological process: nucleotide-excision repair, preincision complex assembly; nucleotide-excision repair; transcription initiation at RNA polymerase II promoter. NCBI's taxonomy places the organism in Eukaryota, Fungi, Ascomycota, Eurotiomycetes, Chaetothyriales, Herpotrichiellaceae. The transcript has a single exon. The record is from RefSeq and is a predicted model, not a curated record.
AUGCCGAAAGCCCAGAAAGGGGCUCUUCUCCAAUGUGAUCCGCCGCAAAUGGCCAUGGUGCGGAAGAUCGACAAAGAGUCUGGCCAUACCUACAUCCUAGAGGAGAUCGACGACAGAACAUGCUUGGUCAAGGAAAACAAGGUGGAGGAGAUCAAGGCCAAGGUCAAGGAGUUGAUGGAUGCGGCCAUGGGGAUGGACGAAGACGACAACGACGACAAGGACAGCGACCUCGACUGA